AUGUCCUUCUCUGGAAAGUAUGAGGUUGAGAGCAGAGAGAAUUUUGAACCAUUCAUGAAAGCCAUCGAAAUGUCAAACGAACUGAUUCAAAGAUACAAAGACACGAAGGGCAUCACAGAGAUUGUUCAGAACGGAAACGACUUUGACGUCACCAUCACAACUGGAGACAAUGUCAUUCACAACAAAUUUACCAUUGGGCAGGAAGCUGAGUUUGGAACACUCGCAGGGACUAAGAUUAAGUCUGUAGCAAAUUUGGAUGGUGCAAACAAGGUUGUUAUCAAAUUAAAUUCAGUAACGGCGGUCACUGAACUGAAUGAAGACAAACUAAUUGAUGUUCUCACGUUUGGAGACAUCACCUACAAGAGAAUCAGUAAAAGAAUGUAACGAGGCUUCUCUUGAACUGAACGUUUGCCAAGUCUGAGUAAUUUCAAAUAAUAAACAACAAAUUA
This is a messenger RNA of Amblyraja radiata (thorny skate), 449 nucleotides long. Its product is annotated as fatty acid-binding protein 1, liver-like. The record is from RefSeq and is a predicted model, not a curated record. The transcript is spliced from 4 exons. NCBI's taxonomy places the organism in Eukaryota, Metazoa, Chordata, Chondrichthyes, Rajiformes, Rajidae. The coding region runs from base 1 to 384 and encodes 127 amino acids. Gene Ontology annotation, molecular function: lipid binding.